AUGGUCAAUCCAACCUGGAGGAAAUCUGACAAGAUGUCUUUAGUCUCCAUUCCAACAGAGAUUAUCAUGCUGAUAACAAGCAAUCUGGAGUCGUCGAAGGAUAUUUUCAGUCUUCUACGAGCUAGUUGCAAGCUCUACAGUCUCCUCAUCAGCGAGCUUUACGAGAGAAAUGUCAAGUCCGAAGGUGGAUCUGCUCUUGUGUGGUACGCGAGAAACGGGUACCGACUAGGAGUUCGAAACAUGCUGACUGCCGGCGCAAAUCCCAACCUUCGAGACUCAAGUCGGGCACAGUCAACACCUCUCCUGGAAGCUAUACGUUACAAUCAUGUUGAGAUCGUGCAAAUCCUCCUCAAAAACAGAGCCUUGCCAAAUGCGGCAAAUCUCUAUUCGGAGAGGCCUUUGACUUUGGCGACGAGGGGCCGUAGCGACACAUUCAUUACUGAGCUGCUCAUUGAUCAUGGAGCCGCGGUGAAUUCGGUUGCAUUUGACAAACGUGCUCCGCUUGUGGAGGCUAUCCGCUCAAACCAGACAGCCAAGGUAGCGGUGCUUUUGAGGCAUGGGGCCGAUAUACACAUUUUGAAUGGCCGAGAAGCAAUGAGUCCCUUGCAUAUUGCGGCUGCAAAGAAUGUUGCGCCGGCAAUUCUAAAGAUGCUACUAAAUGCUGGGCUGUAUGUGGACUCUCUCGACAGACAGGGGAGAACUCCGUUACAAGUGGCAGUGGCUCAUUCAAGUAUACGUGCUGUACGGAAACUACUGGAAUACGGCGCCAAUGCAAGUUUCAAAAAUAUGAGUGAAUAUUGGAGGGGAUGGACUGCCCUGUUCUUUGCUUUGAAACCCAAAAGCACGAAAAAUGAUAACAGAACCAUCAUUCGAACUCUCAUCAUGCAUGGUGCGCCGGUAGACUCUAGCAACUAUGCGCACGAGACACCUCUACUAUAUGCGGUCUCCCGGGGAGCUACCAAGCAAGCUCAAAUACUCCUUGAAUACGGUGCAAGCAUUACGGUAAAGAAUUAUUUUGGAGAAAGUGUCCUACACCUGGCUGCUUGGUCAUUCAGCUGCCAUUCCAAUAUGAUAAGCCUGCUUGUGGAAAGUGGAGCUGAUGUGAAUUGCUCCAGCGGUAGGGAUGGCGAAAGUCCACUCUUUUAUGCGAUGCGAGGCUCUCCUUGUUCAAAAGCAGCGGAGAAAGUUCAACUUCUUCUAUCACUCGGUACUAAUGUAGACUUUCAAAAUAUUGAUCGGCUGACCCCUCUCUCUCUUGCCGCGCAGAUGUGCUCCGUCGAACUUGCAAACAUCUUACUCAAACACGGAGCUCGUGUUAAUUCGCGAGACAAGCAAGGAAAGUCCCCCCUUCAUCACAUUGCCGAGGCAAAUUUUGGUUCUGCUUCAAUGGUCCAAAAAUUUGCUGCACUUCUCAUCCAACACGGGGCCGACGUGAAUUCCCGUGAUAAUUUUGGUUAUACACCACUGCAUAGAGCUGUUGCAAGGGAGUGGAUAUGGGAGACAGCUGGAGAUUUAUUGAAUGCUGGCGCCGAUCGAUGCGCCAUGUCUGAUGAUGGAAAAUAUCCUUAUGAUAUGGUACCUGCUGGCCCUUGGGCGGAGACUCAACGCCUGUUUCUCCGCCAUUACCCCGUUUGA
Messenger RNA from Penicillium cinerascens, 1635 nucleotides. RefSeq names its product ankyrin repeat domain-containing protein. The transcript has a single exon. NCBI's taxonomy places the organism in Eukaryota, Fungi, Ascomycota, Eurotiomycetes, Eurotiales, Aspergillaceae. The record is from RefSeq and is a predicted model, not a curated record. Gene Ontology annotation, molecular function: protein binding. The coding region runs from base 1 to 1635 and encodes 544 amino acids.